AUGGCGUUUUCAGAAGCACAAAGAAAGGUCAGGUUGUCCAUGGUGCUAAAUUGUGACAAGGGGGAUUUCUCCAAGCUGAUUUUCCCUCACCAAAGGCACAGCAAUGAGAAACCACAAGAUGAGCAAGAUGGUUUGGUGCUUGAGGAGUUGGGCCAAGCUAGGAGAGCUAUAUCACAGAAACUGUAUGUGAUUGGUAUGCUUGCCCUGGACAGCUGGGAUCUUUACAUUCUUGUACACUGGACUUGCUUCAACAGUGUUAUGUUGGUGGCCCCAGAGCUGAACACAGUACUACAGUGCUUGCUGGUGAUAAUAACUGUUACUCAUGGCUCUGUCACCUGGACCAGUGUGCUCAGUGGCAGCUCAGCAGUCUUCUCUGUGGGAAUUCAGAGCCUGCAGAACCUCUCCAGUAUGAGCAAGAGGGACAUGAGAUGUUUGACAAGUGUCUUGAGUGAUACUUUGUUGGCUAAGUGCGGCACUUCUGCCCCCAGAUGCCUGAACUUCCAGAAUGGCUCUCUAGUGCUGAAGACUGUGGAGAAAGAGGAUGAAGGAAAAUAUGAGUUUGUUUUUCACAACACCACCAGAGUUUUUACACUGCAAAUAUUUGAGCCAACCAUUGGUAUCCAGUGCUUUCCUAAUGGGACUGGAGAGGUGUCUUGCAACGUGAACAGCAACGAGAGCACCAGCUUUCGGUGGCUGCUGAAUGGCACCGUGAUGAGUGCCCCUGAGGCUUGUGUUAAGGAUGGUGGGAAGAAGGUUCGCCUGGACAAAACUGUGCCUGGAGAGCUUGUAUGUGAGGUUUACCAUGGGAACAGUGUCACCAGGACCAAGCCUGUUUUGCUCUCUUGCAGCUAUGGAGACCUGCUGCAGUAUCCGUGGUUCAUCUACAUCCUUGCAGGGAGUGCAGGGGGUGCAGUUAUCCUGGUGGUGCUUGUGUCCUCAGUCAUAUGCUGCUGCAUGAAAAGGAAACACAAGUUCAUACCAGUGCCUUCAGAGGAGGAGAAGGAUGACAGACUAAUAAUGUCUAUGAUCUCCAGUGAAAGUGUGAAGAGCCCCCCCAGUGGAGACCAUGUUGAGGCUCAAGCUGCCCAAAUUGACUGUCCUCCAAAGCCUGGUGGGUCCAAUGCUGCCCAGACUGACCAAGAUGUUGAGCCUCAGCCACCUGUGGAAGAAAACUUGGCAGUGGAGAUGGAGGCUGAGCAAAUGCCAGACCCAGAGGUCAUAGUUGAUAUGGAAAGCCAGGAAAAUCCCUCAGACUGUUUCCUAGAUCCAAGUGAUGACUGA
Messenger RNA from Melopsittacus undulatus (budgerigar), 1281 nucleotides. RefSeq lists its product as uncharacterized. The record is from RefSeq and is a predicted model, not a curated record. NCBI's taxonomy places the organism in Eukaryota, Metazoa, Chordata, Aves, Psittaciformes, Psittaculidae. The coding region runs from base 1 to 1281 and encodes 426 amino acids. The transcript is spliced from 9 exons.